AUGGCCGAUUCGUCGGUUGCCCCUCCAGGAACAAGCUUGCCCGCAGCGGUCCCUCUCCAAUCUGGUCACAAGACUGGCUUUGUUCAACCUUCGAGUUAUCUUCGACCACAACAUCAGACACGAUCCAUGACCUCCAGACUGGAGAAGCAGAUCGACAAAGAUGAGAGAAAUGCUCUGAAUGCAAUUCGCAAAUUCCUGAAAGUCCGCACGAGUUACGAUGUCCUACCUCUCAGCUUCCGCCUAAUCAUCUUUGAUACUGCCUUGACUGUUAAAGAGAGCUUAAACAUUCUGGUUCAAAAUGGCAUUGUCUCUGCUCCGCUAUGGGACUCCAGCUCCUCCACAUUUGCUGGCCUUCUCACCACCUCCGACUACAUGAACGUCAUUCAAUACUAUUGGCAGAACCCCGCCGCAUUGGUGCAAAUAGACAGAUUCAUAUUGAGCAAGCUAAGAGAUGUCGAGCGCGCCCUUGGUGUUGUACCACCGGAGACGGUCUCGAUUGACCCCGAGAAACCCCUUUACGAAGCAUGUCGCAAAAUGCUGAAGUCUCGAGCCCGUCGUAUACCUCUGAUAUCGCUAGACAGCCAGACCGGACGGACGAUGGUAACAAGUGUCAUCACUCAAUAUCGCAUCCUGAAGUUCGUGGCUGUCAAUGUUGGUGACACGACGAAGCUACGGAAACCUCUGCGUUCUUUGCAUCUCGGCUCUUUCGAAAAUCUUUGCACAGUAUCCAUGGAUACGUCGGUUAUAGAAGUCAUUUUUCUGAUGGUCAAGAGGAGUAUUUCCAGUGUGCCGAUUGUGACUUCGCAAAAUAUCCUGCUCAACGUGUUUGAGGCUGUUGACGUGAUCACUUUAAUCAAAGGAGGGGAUUACGAAGCUCUUCAGCUCUCGGUCGGUGAGGCGCUGAAGAAGAGACCUCAAGACUAUGCAGGCAUAUACACCUGCUCCAUGGACGACGGGCUCGACACCAUCUUCGAGACCAUUCGCAAAUCUCGAGUUCACAGAUUAAUGAUAAUCGACGAAGGUCAACACCUCGAAGGUCUGCUGUCACUCAGCGACAUCCUCGACUACAUACUACUAAAAGGCGAGGCCGAUGAGAUCGCAGAUUUAUGA
Endocarpon pusillum Z07020 is the source of this 1110-nucleotide messenger RNA. Its product is annotated as 5'-AMP-activated protein kinase subunit gamma. Lineage: Eukaryota; Fungi; Ascomycota; Eurotiomycetes; Verrucariales; Verrucariaceae. The coding region runs from base 1 to 1110 and encodes 369 amino acids. The transcript has 6 exons. The record is from RefSeq and is a predicted model, not a curated record.